GGGUGGAGCUCUGUUCCUGCCUCUCAUGUUUUUCUGCCUCCUCCUCCUCCGCCGCCGCCUCGCUUCAAGAUAAACGCUCUUCUACUACCAGGCAGGCCAGGCAGCCUUUCCAUCCACCGACAGAGCACCGAGACGGAAACCAUGCUUGCCGAGCCGCUGCGUUCGGCCGUGACGGCCGGUAGAACCGAGGACACCUCGCUGGCUCUGCCGUCGGACGCCAGCCUGCACACGGGAGCGCACCGCGUCCUGGAUCAAGUGCAGACCGUCAAGAGGAGCAAGUCCAAACACGGCAAGAAUUGCACUCCUACAAGCCCCACGUUGCCGGCCUUGUCAACACUGGACGAAUUCAGAACGUUCCAGUUUUUGCCGACCAACGCCAACGGUACUUCCGGUCGCAGCAACUCCACAAAGUCGACUGCGUACAACAAACUGCAAUAUUCCCAAAAGAGUCGGUCUCUGUCAACCAAAAGCUUGGGAUCUAGACACCACAGUUCCUCCGGUGGAUGGGAACAACAAAUCAACAUCUCUAACUGGCCUCAAAGUCCCGUUGAGAUGAAACCCAGCCGCAGUGAUCCUGCCUUGGGUCCUGCAAGCAUGAGGAGAGUUAAAGGGCAGCUCACCCAGAGCCAAGUGAAGAGAGUGAGCACAUACUCCACUAGCAAUGGUAUCCACACUGCUACAGGCCAACAACGGUUUAUUGACGCGCCUCCUGACCAGGCUCAGAGUAUCAAAACGUCCAAAAUUGAACAACAAUCGGCCAUCAACAAUGCACCCAGCAUAUCAGAUUUGACCAUUAAGGAAGCUGUCGAGUUUUUGUCUCACCCUGAGGAGAAGUUCCAGCAGUGCGGGGCCACUGUCAUUCAGCAAGUCACUUUUAAAGAGGAUAGUGCCAAACAGGAGGUUCUCCAGCUUGGUGGGAUCCCCACUCUUGUGAACCUGCUGCGGAGCCAAAGUCCUGCUGUGAGUCAGGCUGCCGCUGGGGCCUUAAGGAACCUCGUGUUCAAGAACCAGAAUAAUAAACUGCAAGUCCAGCACUGUGGCGGUAUUGCGAAAGCCCUGCAGUUACUAAAGGAGACGGAAUGUAGCGAGACCCAGAAGCAGAUCACGGGUCUGCUGUGGAACUUGUCCUCUGCUGACGAGCUCAAGGGAGAACUUAUAGCAACAGCACUGCCCGCUCUGACGGAGAAUGUAGUGGUACCGUUCACCCGCUGGUCAGAUGACAGUGUCACCAACAACAUACAUCCUGAGGUUUUCUACAACACCACGGGGUGUCUGCGCAACCUGAGCUGUGCGCAGCUGAGGGAGAGGGCGGCCAUGAGAGAUUGCCGAGGUCUUAUCGACUCUCUGAUGUGCUACCUGCAGUCCUGCGUGGCUGAUGACAACCCCGAUGACAAGUCUGUGGAGAACUGUGCAUGCAUCCUCCAUAAUCUGACCUACCAGUUGGAGGCUGAAUCCCCCAAGUGCUUUGCUGACUUUAUCCCCUCAACAGAAAACCAGUCUGGGAGGAAAAGCCCUACAGUUGGAUGCUUCAGCCCCAAGAGCAGCAAGGUUCAACAGCAGUUUUCAUUCGACGCUGUUCGAGGAAUGCUUGACGACGCUGAUCCGAAAGGUGCCAAAUGGUUGUGCCAUCCCAAAGCGAUGCAGACCUACUUGUCUCUACUAGGCUCGUCCCAGAAAGACGCCACCCUAGAGGCGUGCUGUGGAGCACUACAGAACCUAACUGCCAGCAAACAUCCUGGGUCUAGUGCCAUGAGCCAAAUCCUGGUCCAGAAGCUGGGUGCUUUAGUGAAUAUUACCCCUCUUUUGAGGUCACAAAAGCAGAGCCUGCAGAAGGCAGCUGUGUCUCUGCUUGGUAAUAUUGGUAGAACCAGCAGUUUGCAGGCCUCCAUGGCAAAGCAGGUUUUGCCGGAGCUCGCCGGCCUCCUCUCUGCUGGCCCCCGAGAACUGGGCAACUCUGAUGAAAGCGUAGCUACAGCUUGCAACACAGUGCGUAAUCUAAUGAUGGCGGACACAGAGGCCAACAAGAAGUUCAUCGAUAGCGAUUUGGUUUCAUCACUGGCCGAUCUCAGUGGCAAUGGCGCUUUCCCCAAAGGAAGCAAAGCUGCCUCUGUGCUUCUUUAUCACUUAUGGAACGACAAGAACUUGCAAAACGUUUUGAAAAAGCUAGGAAUGAGCAAGUCCUUAUUCGUCAAUGACAGCACCACGGCGGCAUACAGAUCCGUGCAAAUUAUCGAGUGAUAGAAGUGGGGAGCGACAUCACGUUUGCCCAGAGUCUAGAUGGAAAUCAGCAUGUUAAGACACUUUUGAGGCCACACCCUUGCAACACGGAGUGUAAUAUUACCGCCUUCGCAACCAACGCGUUUAAAAGCUUUAGCGUUUCCAAAUCUUAUCAUUGCUGUACAUAUCAUUCAGGAAGAAAAAAAUGCUUUUAACAUCAUCAAUAAUCCUGCGGUGUUGUAGUAUAUCUAUCUGGAUUGGUUUGAGUCUGUGUACAUAAUAGGGCAAGUUUUUUGUCGGUUUGUUUUUUUUUGUUUGUUUGUUUUUUUUUGGUUGGUUGGUUGAUUUGAGUGUGAGCUAUUUUAUGGUUUAAACUAGGUAGUAAAUAAUAAUGCAGAACGGUUUUAUUACAAAUGUCUUUUUUUGUGGCCAAGAGGACUUGAGAUGAUGAUAAACGUGACAGAAAGUGAAAACGAAAAGAGGAUGUGUGUUUUAUUGUUAAUUUAAAUUUUGUCUGAGCAAUAACUUGUAAUAAUUUUGUGAAACAUUAAGUUAUAGGGUCGCCACGUUGGAUGACUGGUUAGCACGACGCCUAACAGUUGUUCAGAAAUCCCAGACUCAUGCCGUUUGGAGUUAGCAGGUUCACUCGGUGCCUGUGUGGAGUUUCUCUGGGUACUCUGGGCUUCCUUCCACAUGCCAAAAACAUGCAUUUUUGGUUGAUUGAACACUCCAAAUUGCCAGCCCUGCAAUUAAAUGGCAACCGAGUCUGAGUGCCUAUCAGCUGGGAUAGGUUUCAACACCCCCAAGUCUCUUACGAGGAUAAGUGCCAUGGAAAAUGAAUGAAUGAAGUUAAGGUGAAAAUGCUGUAGUUGACCAAAAUGCUUUUAAAGGAGGUCUCAGGAGCCUUUAAAGUAGAAAGGAGACACAACGUUUAAGCUUCAUUAUUUAAAUUGUUCUGACUCAUUAGUAUAUUUUGGAAAGAAUAAAUUGCUCAAAGUAUGUUAUAUUUUGGAAACAUUUUGCAUGUUUACAGUGUGGAUAGCAACCGACUACUGGAAAUUCAUUGAACUCACCAUGACAGUAUAUUUACCAAUAUGUAAAAUCAAUUAUAAAAUGUCAUUUUCUGUUAGUUGCAAACAUGCAAACUCAAAUGAUUCAGAUGUGUUAUAAACUGCUUUUUUAAACAUUGUUUGUUUUAUGAAUAAAUAAUAAAUUUAAAAAAUGAAUUGUAUUCAAUAAUUAUUCUCUGUUUGUACCCAAUCCAUCC
Corythoichthys intestinalis (scribbled pipefish) is the source of this 3484-nucleotide messenger RNA. It is a transcript of the gene pkp1a, whose product is annotated as plakophilin-1. The transcript has 15 exons. The record is from RefSeq and is a predicted model, not a curated record. Lineage: Eukaryota; Metazoa; Chordata; Actinopteri; Syngnathiformes; Syngnathidae. Gene Ontology annotation, cellular component: cytoplasm; plasma membrane; adherens junction. Gene Ontology annotation, biological process: intermediate filament bundle assembly; cell-cell adhesion; cell-cell junction assembly. Gene Ontology annotation, molecular function: cadherin binding. Bases 142 to 2238 code for a protein of 698 amino acids.